Molecule: messenger RNA, 777 nt
Organism: Effrenium voratum
Lineage: Eukaryota; Dinophyceae; Suessiales; Symbiodiniaceae
Source: the annotation of a GenBank genome assembly
AUGAGCACGCUCAAGCACCCCUUCGACGCAGACUCGCUGGUUCUGCUGGCCAGCAAGAUCCUGAAGGACGAGGCUCCUCCCCCGGACGCCUUCUACUCCCCUGAGCUCUUGGCGCUGAUCCAGGCCAUGCUCUGCAAGGAUGCCCACUUGCGGCCCAUGAUCAACAAGAUCCUGUGCUACGGGUUCCUGCAGGAGACAAUGCAGCACGCCAAUGAGGCCUACCAUCUGGGUCUGGACUUGUCAGACUUCGCGAGGGCCGCUGCGGAGAAUGCCAUGCGCGAGAACCAGGCAUGCAGCAGCCCUGUUGGCCGCGACAGUCCAGACGCCUCCUCGGCCUCUGUAAGCCUGCCGGGCAGACCCGCCACCGCAGCCCCAGAGAACGAGGAGGAGUACGAGGAGGAGUUCGAGGACUACUCCGGCUCCGAGGGCGAGGUGCCACACCCGCAGAAGGAGCUCAGGGCGAGCGUGGCCAAUCUGAAGAUCGGCAACAGCGCCGCGCCCGCCAGAGAAGCUCCGGAUCCCGGCGCAGAGGCGAAAGCUGCUAGCUACGCUGCCAAGGCCGACUCCCUGAGAGAGUACCUGCGGAGCCAGAUGCCGGAGGACGAGUUCCGAAGAGUCCACGCGCUGGUGUGCGCUUCGGGGGAGGUGAGCCCCGAGGAGUUGCAGCGGAGAGUCUGCAGCGUCCUGGGCGCCGAGAAGGCGCCCGAGCUGUUGACGCUCUUCCAGCUGCUUUGCUUCCUGGAGAACGUGUCAGCGGGCAUAGCACAGCAGCCCUGA